Molecule: messenger RNA, 679 nt
Organism: Trypanosoma cruzi
Lineage: Eukaryota; Euglenozoa; Kinetoplastea; Trypanosomatida; Trypanosomatidae
Product: DNA ligase, putative
Exons: 1
Biological process (GO): DNA repair; DNA recombination
Molecular function (GO): ATP binding; DNA ligase (ATP) activity
Source: RefSeq, a predicted model, not a curated record
UGCAAAACUUCAGGAACAACUCCAGUACCACGCCUUUGAUAUCAUGUACGCGAGUAAGUUUCCGGAUAUGUCAGUUGUACCUUUUUCAGAAAGGCACAAGCACCUCGGUAGAUUGAUUCAUGGCCUUGCUUCAUCCAAGGGACAAGUUCAAGAGAAGCCGGUGGUGUUGGUGCCUGCUGCUCAAAUGAAAAAGGCUGACAUACCACGUCUCCUUCGCUUGUCACUGGCAGAUGGCUACGAGGGCAUCAUUGUACGCCGUGACGGUGUUGUUAGUGCAAGAGGAGAAAACAAACGUAGUCGCUCCGGUACUUCUAGAGGUGUGAACAAAAGUUCUAGCAGAGGGGUGGUAGUUGGAUACGCCCAUGGCGCCCGAUCUCCGAAUCUUCUAAAGUACAAAGUCAUGCAGGAUGAUGAAUACGUCAUUGUAUCCGGGGUAGAAGGGCGCGGCAAGUGGAAGGGUUGUCUUGGUGCCUUUGUUUGCCGUACGAAAAGAGGCCAUCAAUUCACUGUCGCCCCCGCUACAACAGAGCAGAGGAAGAAGGAUAUGUGGCAACGUCUUGCACAGUACAAGGGGAAGAUGCUUACGGUGCAGUAUCAAGAGCUGUCAGCAAAUGGAGUUCCACGCUUCCCCAUUGGCAAAUGUGUGCGGGGUGCAAAGAGCGGUAAGGACUGGAUAUGA